Messenger RNA from Penicillium antarcticum, 1272 nucleotides. Its product is annotated as putative zinc metallopeptidase. NCBI's taxonomy places the organism in Eukaryota, Fungi, Ascomycota, Eurotiomycetes, Eurotiales, Aspergillaceae. The record is from RefSeq and is a predicted model, not a curated record. The transcript has 2 exons. The coding region runs from base 1 to 1272 and encodes 423 amino acids. Gene Ontology annotation, molecular function: hydrolase activity.
AUGCAAUUAAGAGAAGAUAAGAAUGCGCUGGGCGACGUCAUCAAUCGCUACCGCCCAGACCUAAAGUCAUUCGAAGACCUCUACCAACACCUACACGCCCACCCAGAACUAUCAGGCGAAGAAGAAGAAACCGCCAAAAAGGCCGCCGAUCAUCUCAAAGCCCUCGGCUAUGAAGUGCACACCAAGAUCGGCGGCCACGGCGUCGCAGGCGUCCUCCGCAACGGCGCCGGCCCAACAAUCCUACUGCGGGGUGACAUGGACGCCCUACCCGUAGAAGAGCAAACAGGCCUAGCAUAUGCCAGUAGAGUAAUCGCCAGAGACUCAGAGGGCAAAAAGCAACCGGUGAUGCACGCUUGCGGCCACGACACCCACGUCACAUCCCUCAUGGCAGCAUCGAGCCUCCUGCACGCCGCCCGCGACGAAUGGAGCGGAACCCUGAUCUGCCUCUUCCAGCCGGCAGAAGAACAUCUGGACGGCGCAAAGGCCAUGCUCGACGACGGUCUUUACGAUAAGAUCCCCAAGCCGGAUCUCGUCCUCGCGCAGCACGUCAUGCGCAUGCGCGCCGGCACGGUCAACCUGCGCGCCGGGCCCCUCUUGACCGCAGCUGAUGCAUACGACGUGCGGAUAUUCGGACGUGGCGGGCACGGCUCGGCGCCUCAGACGACCAUCGAUCCGAUUGUUCUGGGCUCUUCGAUCGUGACACGUCUGCAGUCUAUUGUGUCGCGGGAGGUGACGCCUGGUAAAUUGGCGGUUGUUACUGUUGGCAGUAUCCACGCGGGUCAAUCGCACAAUAUUAUUCCUGCGCAUUUGGACUUGCAAUUGAAUGUGCGGACUUUCGAUGCCGCGGUGCGGGAGCGCAUCUGCGCGUCUAUUCAUCGCAUUAUUCAUGCUGAGUGUCAGGCUGCCGGUGUCGAGCGUGAGCCGGAGAUUAAGCUUACUUUCUCCACGCCGUCGACGAUUAAUGAUGGGAAGACUAUUGAUGCGCUGAAGGAGACUUUCGGGCCCUACUUUGGAGAUGAUCUGGUUGAUAUGGAACCUCCUAGUGCAAGUGAGGACUUUUCUUUGCUUGCUACUGCUGUGGGGGCUCCUUAUGUUAUGUGGAUGUUUGGUGGUACUGACCCUGAGACUUGGAAUGAGGCUGUGAAGAAGGGCACUCAGGAUACGCUGCCUAGUAAUCACUCGCCUUUCUUUGCGCCGGUUAUUCAACCUACAUUGAAGACUGGUGUCGAUGCAUAUGCGCUCGGUGCUUUGACCUUCUUGCAGAAGAAGUAA